Molecule: messenger RNA, 222 nt
Organism: Closterium sp. Yama58-4
Lineage: Eukaryota; Viridiplantae; Streptophyta; Zygnematophyceae; Desmidiales; Closteriaceae
Source: the annotation of a GenBank genome assembly
AUGCGCACGCGAUCCAACGACCAGGAGAAAGUGGCGGCGCUGAUGGCGAGCAUCCAGGAGAUCGGGCUGCAAGAACCAAUUGAUGUGUUGGAAGUGGAAGGUUUAUACUAUGGCUUCUCGGGCUGUCACCGCUACGAGGCACACCAGCGCCUGGGACUGCCCACCAUCAAGUGCCGCGUGCGACGAGCCAGCAGAGACGUGCUCAGAAUGCAUAUGAGGUGA